Molecule: messenger RNA, 721 nt
Organism: Arabidopsis arenosa
Lineage: Eukaryota; Viridiplantae; Streptophyta; Magnoliopsida; Brassicales; Brassicaceae
Source: the annotation of a GenBank genome assembly
CGCUUGCCUCUGUGUCGUAUUGAUCUACUUCGUUCGUGUUUACUUUGUGGAAGGCUUCUACAUCAUCACUUACGCCAUCGGAAUCUACCUUUUGAAUCUCAUCAUUGCUUUUCUUUCUCCUCAAGAAGAUCCUGAAGCUUCUCUCACUACCGGUGGUUCUCUUCCUACUCGGAGAUCCGAUGAGUAUCGUCCUUUUGUUCGCCGUCUUCCUGAGUUCAAAUUCUGGUUAUCGAUCAUAAGGGCAUUUAUCAUCGGUUUUAUGAUGACGUUCUUCGACGUGUUUGAUGUACCUGUUUUCUGGCCAAUACUUCUUUUCUACUGGGUGAUGUUGUUUUUCCUGACGAUGAGGAAACAGAUACAACAUAUGAUCAAAUACAGAUAUGUUCCUUUCUCUUUCGGGAAAAAGCAGUAUGGAAAGAAACCGGCUCCAACAGAGAGCAGUGAAUGAUUAAUCAAACUGUUCAGGUCAGCAAUUUUAAAGUCUUUUGAGAGAAGUAGCAUUUUAAAGGUCGGUCUUUUGUUUUCUUUUGAUCGCCUAUAUCUCUGUUAGGGAUGAAGUAGAGAUAGACAGAUUUUACUCUUUUAUCAUCCUGACUAUUUUACUGGUUUCACCUGAACACAAUGUAUCUUAUUUGUUACAUCCUUUUUUCAGUGACAAUAAUGUUUCAUACUUGACCCUUUUGUAAUCAUCAUGGUGGAAAACUAAAGACUAAUUGCUGUC